AUGGGUAACAGCAAAAGUGGGGCUGUGUCCAAGGAGAUCCUGGAGGACCUGAAGCUUAACACCAAGUUCACAGAGAUUGAGAUUGUCCAGUGGUACGAAAACUUCAAGAAGCAGUGUCCAACAGGCCGCAUCACAAAAGAGGAGUUCCAGACCAUCUACACCAAAUUCUUCCCAGACAGCGAAGCCAAUUCAUACGCCCAACAUGUCUUCCGCUCCUUUGACACAAAUGAUGAUGGCACACUGGACUUCAAGGAGUAUAUUAUUGCCCUCCACUUGACGUCAACGGGGAAGACUGACAGGAAACUGGAAUGGGCAUUCUCUCUGUUUGAUGUAGAUAAGAACGGAUACAUCACCAAGUCAGAGGUCACAGAAAUUUGCGCGGCAAUUUUCAAGCUGAUUCCUGCAGAUGAUGUGGAAAGUCUGCCUGAUGAUGAAAACACACCCGAGAAGAGGGCAGAAAAACUAUGGCACUUCUUUGAUAAGGGGGACAACGAACGAGUGGCAGAAGGAGAGUUCAUCCAGGGAGUGAUGGAAAAUGAGGGAGCCAUUCGUUUGAUUCAGUUCGAACCGGGAAAGUAA
Molecule: messenger RNA, 579 nt
Organism: Scomber japonicus (chub mackerel)
Lineage: Eukaryota; Metazoa; Chordata; Actinopteri; Scombriformes; Scombridae
Product: recoverin-like
Exons: 3
Coding region: 1-579 (192 amino acids)
Molecular function (GO): calcium ion binding
Source: RefSeq, a predicted model, not a curated record